ACAUCCUGUCCCCUCCCAGUGCAGCUGCAGGAGCCAACAGCGUCCGUCUGUCCAGGACUGUGCUCACCCAGUGUGCUCGGACAGCCAUGGACACAGCCGGGCUCGUGGUCAUCCUCAGCCUCACGGCGCUGCUGCCCACGGACGCUGUCCCCUGCGGAGCCCAACGCCCGGACAACUCCAUGGCCUCCAAGCUGCUGGGGACGUGGCUGUACGUGGCAGGGGCUGCCCAAUUCCCCCCGCACCGCGUGGAGAUGCUGCUCAUCGACCAUGCCUACCUGCACAUGGAGCCCAGUGCCAGCGGGCAGGAGCUGCUCAUCACCCACUACGUGGCUGUGGGGGACCAGUGUUUUACCAACAACCUCACUUACUUGGAAAUCACUGGCAGUAACACCACGCUGGUGAAGCACGCCAAGACCCAGAAAACUGAAGGGAUGCUGAUGAACCUCAGCUCUGAAAACCUUUUACUCAUCCAGUACCAAAUGCAGAGGGAAAGGACGUAUUUGGGGCAGUAUCUCUACGCCCGGAACCUGAGCAUAAGCACAGCUGAUCGGGAGGAAUUUGAGCACCACGUCGAGUGCCUGGGGCUGAGGGCAGAGCAGAUCGUGUAUGCGCCAUGGAAAACGGAGGUGUGUCAAGUGAAAGAAGACAAAGGCAGCAACAGCCCACACACAGAGCCUGUGGCUGCAGGCACAGCAUCACCUGCUCCAGGUACUUCCUGGCCUGGGAGUGCAGGGAACUGACCCCACAUUGGGCAAUAAAUGUUUUCUUCAAAUUA
Corvus hawaiiensis (hawaiian crow) is the source of this 775-nucleotide messenger RNA. RefSeq names its product alpha-1-acid glycoprotein-like. The transcript is spliced from 6 exons. The coding region runs from base 87 to 740 and encodes 217 amino acids. The record is from RefSeq and is a predicted model, not a curated record. NCBI's taxonomy places the organism in Eukaryota, Metazoa, Chordata, Aves, Passeriformes, Corvidae.